Geodia barretti is the source of this 1340-nucleotide messenger RNA. Lineage: Eukaryota; Metazoa; Porifera; Demospongiae; Tetractinellida; Geodiidae. The record is from the annotation of a GenBank genome assembly.
UUGCCUAUAGUUGGAAAGAGGAAGUGGAUAAGAAAGUGUGUGAGUUUCCAACAGAUUGUGUGGAAAAUGUAUUGGAUAGGGAAAUAGAUUUGGAGGAGAUUGCAGUGUGGGUUAGAAAGUUGAAGGACUGGUGGUAGUGAUGCGCUUGUGGGGGAGCUUCUAAAGCAUGGUGGGUCAGGGAUGGUAGAGUUACUUAAACAGUUGUUUACAGUAAUUUGGCGUGAGGAGUUUGUGCCACCACAGUGGAGGGAGGGCCUCAUAGUUAACUUGUUUAAGAAGGGAGAUACAUAAGGAGGAUCCUGGGAAUUAUAGGGGCAUCACUCUGCUGAGUGUGGUUGGGAAGGUCUUUUGUAAGGUAUUGAACAAUAGGUUGGUGAAGCAUCUGGACGAGGGCAAGGCAUUGCAUGAGGGCCAGGCUGGUUUUAGGGUUGGAAGGGGUUGUGUUGAUAAUAUUUAUUCGCUGAAUGAACUCGUGCAGGGUAGACUAAAGGAGGGGAAGGAGACAUAUGCAUUCUUUCUAGAUGUGCAGAAGGCAUACGAUAGUGUGUGGCGUAACGGCCUGUGGUUUAAGUUGUGGGAAUUUGGGGUAAGAGGGAAGAUGUGGAGGGUCAUUAAGAAGAUGUACGAGUAUUCAAAGAGUGCUGUAUUGUUGAAUGGGGAACGGUCAGAGGCAUUUGAUGUGGAUCAGGGGGUAGCUCAGGGAUGUAGCUUAUCUCCAAUUUUGUUUUCCGUAUUUAUCAAUGGGUUGUUGAGGGAGGUGGAGGAAGCUGAGAUUGGGAUCGAUUUAAGUAGUGAUGGGAGACUUGGAGGACUUUUGUUUGCAGAUGACUUCGUUGGUGUUAGUGAGUCUAAGGAUCAGUUACAGACGAUUAUAGAUGUGGUGCAUGCCUACUGUCGAAAAUGGAGGCUAAAGGCUAAUGUGAGUAAGAGUGCAGUGAUGGUGUUCGCUAGGGAGUCAGUGGAUGGUGCUUGGAAAUGGGGGGAGUAUGUUUUGCCUAGAGUAUCUAAAUACACAUACUUGGGUGUUGAUUUUACUAGUACUAGUGCAUGGGAUGUGCAUAUCAAGAAUGUGUUAGACAAUGGUAGAAGGAAGGUUAAUCAGUUGCAUAGUGUAUUAGUAAUAGGGAUAUUAAUUUGAGUGCUCGCAGGUUGUUUUUGCUGGCGGUGGUUAGGCCAACUUUAGAGUAUGGGGGUGAGGUGUGGGAAGCCAAUAAGACUCAGGCAGCUGCGUUAGAGUCCGUUAUGCUGGGAGGAGCUAAGCGCAUUCUUGGGUGUUCGUCUAAGACAUGUAAUGAAGCCGUUAGGGGGGAUAUGGGGUUUGAUACGUUACAAGGGCGUAG